Molecule: messenger RNA, 1662 nt
Organism: Cyphellophora europaea CBS 101466
Lineage: Eukaryota; Fungi; Ascomycota; Eurotiomycetes; Chaetothyriales; Cyphellophoraceae
Exons: 3
Coding region: 1-1662 (553 amino acids)
Biological process (GO): glycerophospholipid catabolic process
Cellular component (GO): intracellular membrane-bounded organelle; cytosol
Molecular function (GO): A2-type glycerophospholipase activity
Source: RefSeq, a predicted model, not a curated record
AUGGGUAACCUACUCGGCAGGCUCAACAUCAGCGGCUUUGAUGCGCAAGCAUAUUUGAACGAAAACGCCGACAAUACAUCGAAUUUGCCAAAUAUAGCUAUUGCAGCUUCCGGAGGUGGCUACAGGGCAAUGCUCAACGGCGCUGGUGCAGUGGCUGCUUUUGACUCUCGAACAGAGAACUCGACUGGGCCGGGUCAACUUGGUGGCCUCUUGCAAUCUGCUACUUACUUCUCCGGACUGAGCGGGGGUUCUUGGCUCGUGGGAUCUAUCUAUAUCAAUAAUUUCACCAGCAUUGACGCGAUACUAGGUGAUAACACAAGCGGUUUGUGGGAUUUGGAGCACUCGAUCCUUCAGGGGCCGGCAACAGUCUCGGACUACUACAGGCAACUCAUGGACGCUGUCGGCGGUAAAACCGAUGCUGGAUUCAACGAUUCGAUUACCGACUACUGGGGUCGAGCAUUAUCAUAUCAGCUCGUUAAUGCAACAGAUGGAGGGCCAGCCUAUACUUGGUCCUCAAUAGCCCUGCAGCCGGAAUUUGUGGACGGGAAAAUGCCGAUGCCAAUUAUCAUCGCAGAUGAACGUGCACCAGGCCAGCUUGCAAUAGCUCCGAAUACCACAGUCUUCGAGUUCAAUCCUUGGGAGCUUGGAACCUUCGAUCCAACUACUUACGGCUUUGCUCCCUUGGAAUACCUUGGGUCGAGCUUCUCUGCUGGCACGCUUCCUCAGAACGAGGAAUGCGUUCGGGGAUUCGACAACGCCGGGUUCAUAAUGGGGACAUCAUCUUCAUUGUUCAACCAAGGCUUUCUGCUAAUCAAUGGUACGAACGACACCAACGUCUUAACAAAUGCUGUAACGGCCAUUCUUGAGCAAAUUGGGGACGAUAACAACGACAUCUCACUUUAUGGGCCCAACCCGUUCUACUAUUACCACAACGAAACCAACGCUAAUGCACAAUCACCGACACUCUAUUUAGUUGAUGGGGGCGAAGAUCUCCAGAACAUCCCCCUGCACCCUCUUAUCCAACCCCCACGGUCUGUUGACAUAAUAUUCGCCAUCGACAGCUCAGCAGAUACCCAAACUUCCUGGCCAAAUGGGACAAGUAUGGUUGCGACUUACCGGCGCAGUCUCGAUCCAACCGGUAUUGCUAAUGGUACUGUCUUUCCCUCAGUUCCGGAUCAGAGCUCAUUCGUCAACCUCGGGCUAAAUACGCGACCAACCUUCUUCGGCUGUGACUCGAGCAAUAUGACGGGACCUAGUCCUCUGAUCGUUUACAUUCCGAACUUUCCGUACUCCUAUCUAUCUAAUGUCUCAACGUUUGAUCUGCAGUACAACACCACAGAGCGCAACAGCAUUAUCCAAAAUGGCUACAACGUGGUGACUAUGGCAAAUGGUACAACUGAUAUGGAGUGGCCGGCCUGUGUAGGCUGUGCUAUCCUUAGCAGAAGUCUCGAGAAGACAGGUACGGACAUUCCAAGGGUAUGCCAGCAGUGCUUCACUAGGUAUUGCUGGAACGGUACCAUCAACAGCACGCAACCUCUGCCGUACAGCCCCGAGGUUGCUCUGACAGCCGAUGCAGAGAGCGAGACAGCAAAGCUGACUACGAGUCUGACUACGCUAAUUGUCAUAUGUGCAUUCGUGAUGAGACUUCACGCCGUCUUCUAG